AUGAAUCAAUAUAAUAUUCCAAAUUUAUAACCAGAGUAGAUAUUUUUAAAUGGAGAAACACAGUAAGAUAAUCUUAAGUAAUUUAUAAUUUCAAAUGAAUGCAAUUCUUAGAAAAUUAAAGAUACAUAAUCAAAAGUUAAUUUCUAACUAAUCUUAUAAUAUACGAUAAAUGAAAAAUGCUAUACCUUGGAUAUUGAUAAAUCAUUAUCGCUAAUAGUAAUAGGAGGUAUUAAUGGAUUAAUACUUAUACUUAAAUUUCAAUAGAACUAAUUGAAAGUACAAAAAUUAGUAAAAGCUCACAGAUUAGUAGCGUGCAUUGUGGUAAUAAAAAAUUCAAAUUAAUUCAUAUCAAGUGGGGAUUAAAUCAUUAAAAUCUGGUCUUUAUAAGGGAUUUAACUAAGGCUAUUAUAAUCAUUAUAUGGUCAUUCCAGACCUGUAAGAUGUUUGCUUAUAAGUCAUAAUGAAGAUCUAAUUGUAUCUGGUGGAAAUGAUUAAAAAAUUAAAUUUUGGAUUAGAAAUGCUAAUGCUUGCAAAUUUAAUUAAUAAUUGUUAGAACACUCUAAUUUCAUAUGUGGAAUAAGUUUAAAUGAAUUAUAAAAUUAAUUGAUUUCUACAGCUUGGGAAGAACCAAUAAUAAAAAUAAGUCAAUAAUAACCUUGUAAGACUUGGGUUGUUAUUUAAACAAUUGAAGUAAAUUUAUGGGGUUAAAGAAUAUGUUUUAUAAGUGAAUAGAUGUUUUCAUUUCAACCUUUCAAUGGUUAGACUAUGCACCUAUAUCAAUUUUAACCUAAGAAUAAUAUUUAUGCUCUUUCCAAAACAAUAGAUGUAAUAUAAAGUAAAGAAGGAUGUACAAACUUAUUUCCAAAAUAAUUUAUAAAAUAAUAAUCUAUAUUGAUAAAUAAGAAUGGAGAAUGUGUUAAUAUAAUUUUAAUAAAAAAUAAUGAUGAAUGCAUAAUUUAAUAAUAAAUCUAAUUUGGUCAUUAUUGUAUAAAUGGAAACAUAAGUCAUGAUGGGUAAUAUUUAAUAACAUGGGAUUUGUGUUCAAGUUAAAUUUAGAUUAGAUAAAAUCUAAAUAAUUGA
This is a messenger RNA of Paramecium primaurelia, 1080 nucleotides long. Lineage: Eukaryota; Ciliophora; Oligohymenophorea; Peniculida; Parameciidae. The record is from the annotation of a GenBank genome assembly.